AUGGCACUGCGAGUCCGAGACUGGGAGGAGCCGCUGGCCCUGCUGGGUCAUCACCUCUCCACGGCGCAGCUCCUGCACCUCUUCACGGUCCUGCCGCAAGAGUGUGAGGACGCCGAGAGGGAGACUGGUGUCGAUCAGCUCGCCGACAUCCACCCUGCGCGCGCCCGCCUGCGCGCCUGGGUGCCGGCUGUCCUCCCCUGGCUCAGGAGCGUGCACGGCAAGGAGUCGCGUCCUGGGUCUGCCAUCGAGGCUUCCAUCCUAGCGGCCUUCUCUGCAUGGGUGGCCUGGGGCUGCCUGGAGGAGCUCGAGGUGGGUCAGGCCGACUACUUCAUCGCCGCCGCCUGCGCCUGCCUAGAGCCGUCCGGCAACCCAUCCCGGGCCCAGCAAGGCGUUGACGUGCUGGCGGAGGUGAUCGAGCGCGCUUCGCCCAAGCAGUCGGCCACCCUGGAACGACUGGCCCUGCAGUUUGCGAGCACGGCAGCGGGGGGACCACAGGGCUCCACCGCCGUCGCCUCGUUGCUGGGGCUGUACUGCGCGGACUCCAGGAAUCAGGGCGUAGUGGCCGGGCGAGGGAAGACUGGGGCAGCCUUACGUGAGGCAUUGCUGAGUUUCCUGGUCUCCAGCAGGGCACCGGACACUGGGACUGCUGCCGAUCGUCUGGACUGUGCCCUGGCUGCAUCCAUCAUGGCAGCUCUGGAGAAUGUGCUGAGGGACAGCACCGCCUUUGGGAGUGCCCUUUUCCUGCUGUCUUGCGCGUACCUCGACACGGAGGCGGAGGACAUGGUGACUGACUGGCAGCAGGCGCCCUCCUCUGUACCAGACCUCGCCGCCCUCCUCGGCGGUGUCCCCAGCCUGGGCCCGGGGUCCCCAGGGCCGACCCAGCUCCACCUCGACUCCCUGGCUUGCUUCAGCGCCCUCGCGCCAGGCCUCGUGCCCGCCCUGGCCGCCCGGCCGGAGCGCGAUGCACUCCUGGGGCGGGCGCUGGACCUUUCGCUCGGCUGCCUGCGUGCCGCGGGCGGGGCGGAGCCCGGAGGCCCAGCCCCGGCGCGACGAGCCGCGCUGCUCGAGCGCUCCCCCGGCACGCUGUGCACGCUGUGCCUCGCCGCGCAGCGUGCGGGCGCGCCCCCCACCCAGGCACUCGUCCCUGCGCUGGAAAGCGCGAUCGCGUUCCUGGCUCAGGCCGGUCCGGCGAGCGUCGGCGCCCCCGACGCGUGCCGCCAGCUGGCAGUGGCGGCCACCCACAUCUGUGCCGGCCUCCCUGCAGCCUCCCUGGGUGCCCCGGCCAUGGCCCUGGUCACUGCCUGCGGGCCAGGGGGAGGUCUCCCCCCUGCCGCCGCGCUGGCCAGCACCCUGGCGCUGCUGGAGGCGUUCGAGUGCCGCGGCGCGGGCGACCCCGCGACCAGCGCUCCAGCGCGAGCGUCUUCGAGCCAGGCCCUGGCAGGGUGGCGGGCCCUGGCACGGGACGCGGGCGCAUCACUCCCACGCGCUGAGCUGGCGGACCGCCUCUCGCGCUGCCUGGCCAGCUGCCUGGCCCUGGCGCCGGACCUGGCCCGACCGGAGUUGCCCGGUCUGCUGGAGUGGUGCGUCGGCUGCAUGGCGCGGCCGGGGGAGGAAAGCACGCACGUGCUGCUGUGCAGGGCGCUGGAGACGUGGGGCGCCGAUGUCACCGCCCGGCCCCUGUUGCUGAGAGCGGUGCUUGAUGUGCUGGGCCGUGGAGUGGCAGGCUCGGACGCCGCCACCGUCGCGGCGCGGCAGACCACGCUCCUGUGUGCGCUGCGCACGCUGCGGAGUGACCGUGUCGCUCAGGCGGAGCUCGCGCCGCGCGCCGCGGAAGCAGCAACCGCCGGCAUGAGCAGUCAGAACCCCACCCUGGCCCGGAACGCGCUCAAACUCCUGGCCGAGCUCCUGCUCCCACUGGGCAUUGAAGGCAGCAGUGCGCCGGGCCUGCUCCGCAGCCUGGCGCCCACGGUCGUCUGCGCGCUCUUCGUCGCGUUUGCCUCGCCCGUCUUGGCGUGGCCGCUCCCGCAGCUGGCAAAGCUCACGGGCGACGUCGGGCUGCUGGCGGCGCUGUGCGCGCUGGAAGAGGGGCUGCAGGGAGACGUGGUCGAGCGCGCAACCGGCCUCCUGGCCGGCUGGAGCGCGCAGGCGGGGCGCCGAUUGCUCGACCCCGGCACGCUGGGCGAGCGAGAGGCCGGCGCGCUGCAGGCCGCCUGGGAGUGGGGCCCAGCGGUGAGCGUGGGCCUCUGUCGCGGCGUGGCCAUGCUGGGCCUGGCGGCGCCUCGAGCCACGAGCCUGGCGCAGGCAACACGCGACCUCCAGCUCACCGUCGCCGCCGUGGCGGGGGCAAUGCGUGCUGCGAUCGCGGCGUGA
Auxenochlorella protothecoides is the source of this 2370-nucleotide messenger RNA. RefSeq lists its product as hypothetical. Bases 1 to 2370 code for a protein of 789 amino acids. The transcript is spliced from 8 exons. The record is from RefSeq and is a predicted model, not a curated record. Lineage: Eukaryota; Viridiplantae; Chlorophyta; Trebouxiophyceae; Chlorellales; Chlorellaceae.